AAUAACCCUGGCAGUCUGAAAAGAAACUGUGGAUGAACUUGACAUUUUCUGAGUCAUUCGAAAGGAUCGACAAGGCCUGAAGGCGAGCAGGGAUCAGCGAAGAGAGGAAGCGAUCCGUCGUAAGCGCUGGAGGAAUGCUGACAGCCUAAGGAGCGAAUUGUCAGAAAGGAUGGAAGAACACAGCAUCUUAUAAAAUAUCCAUUGGGCUAAUGUGCUCUGUGUGUCACCAGAAAGCAGCUUCGACCCUCCACAUUACCAUGAUUCAACUACCAAUCUACAUAUCCGGAGUUCUCGUUCAUCUCUACAUCCUCACAAAGCUCUGCCUCCACGCCGCAACCUACCUCUUCCCAUCAUCAAUCCAUGAGUAUCUCUCCACCACUGAAGACCACGAAUCCUGGGCCCUGAUCACCGGUUCCACAGCCGGCAUCGGAUUCGGGUUUGCACAAGAGCUUUGCGCGCACGGAUUCAACGUCAUCAUCCACGGAAAAGACGACCAGGAACUCCAGGAUGCAGCGGCCCAACUCCGCAGCGCCUUUCCCCUGCGGUCUAUCCGCACCUUUCUCUUCGAUGCCUCGACCCCCACAGCCUCGCUCGCUACAUCCCUGACCCCCGUCCUGCAGGACAUCUCACUCCGCGUGCUCGUCAACAACGUCGGUGGCCAAGGCGGCCAGACUAGAUCGACGUACCAGCGUCUAAGGGACUUUUCCAGUGAAGAAGUGACGCGUGUCAUGAACGUCAACGCACACUUUACUACGCAGCUUACCCGCAUUCUUCUUCCAGUGUUAUCGCGUGCGCCGUCCCUCGUGCUGAAUAUCUCGUCUCUCUCCGCUACAGGUCUACCGUACCUUUCUGUCUACGCUGCUUCCAAAGCAUACAUUGACUCUUUCACGCGCGCAUUGCACGCCGAGAUGCGCGCCGAGAACAUGCCCGUGUCCGUCCAAGGCAUCAUCUGUGGGAACGUUCAGAGCGACGGCCAUCCGCUCGCGGAGGGGUGGUUUGUGCCGACGUCGAGGGGCAUGGCGCGCGCGGCGCUGCAGCGUCUGGGACCAGGAUCAAGACACAGCCCCGGUUUCAGACUAGGUUAUCGGCCGGUUCUGGUGGCGGCCUAUUGGCCGCAUGUGCUGCAGGCGUGGGGAUAUGAUAUUCUGCCGGAGGCGGCUCGGGAGUGGAUUUCCAUUCGGGUCUUGAGGGGGUUGAAGGAUGAAUGGGAGAGCGUGGACAGGAGGGUGAGAUGAUGAGGGAUCAGGGAUUGGCGUCAGCUGCCGUAAGCCC
Messenger RNA from Aspergillus steynii IBT 23096, 1272 nucleotides. RefSeq names its product estradiol 17-beta-dehydrogenase 12-A. Bases 210 to 1235 code for a protein of 341 amino acids. The record is from RefSeq and is a predicted model, not a curated record. NCBI's taxonomy places the organism in Eukaryota, Fungi, Ascomycota, Eurotiomycetes, Eurotiales, Aspergillaceae. The transcript has 2 exons. Gene Ontology annotation, cellular component: endoplasmic reticulum. Gene Ontology annotation, molecular function: oxidoreductase activity.